GAGCGGAGACUGGGAGCGAAAAAUCCGGGAUCCGGCAACUUUGGGCAGCGCAUGCGCGCCCGCGGCGCUCCAUCCCAAACACACACACAUUUUUCCCCCGGACUUGGAAAGUCACCCAAAGCCGCCCCAAGUGCAGGCAAACAGAACUCAUUGACUGAAGGCAAAGACUCCUUCCAUCUCACCUGCCCUUUCAGCCGCCACGGUUGUCAACCCCCUCCCAUAGAAGGGGAUCCUGUAACCCCAGCAUUGGAGUGGACUUCGGACACCGGCCUCUUGGGAUGCAAAGGAUGAAGUGACGCCCCUACUGUUAAAGAGGAGCCUCUAGGACCCGCUGCGAGAGUUUGGGACCAAAGAGAGGAGAAUGGAUCUUGGUACAGCUGAAGGCACCCGGUGCACCGACCCGCCCGCAGGCAAGCCCGCGAUGGCGGCCAAGCGCAAAGGCGGCCUGAAGCUCAACGCCAUCUGCGCCAAGCUGAGCCGCCAGGUGGUGGUGGAGAAGGGGGCGGAGGCGGGUCCCCAGGCCGAGGGCAGCCCGCUGCGGCCGCGGGACCGAGAGGCCGGCGUGGCCCGGGGCGCCCGCAGCGAGGAAGACAAGAGGCGGGCGGUGAUCGAGAAGUGGGUCAACGGCGAGUACAGCGAGGAGCCCGCGCCCGCGCCCAGCCUGGGGCGCAUCGGCCGCGAGGGCCUGGAGCUGCCCCCUGAGGGCGUCUACAUGGUGCAGCCCCAGGGCUGCAGCGACGAGGAGGACCAUGGCGAAGCGCCCUCCAAGGACGGCAGCGGCGUGGCCGAGGAGAAGGAGUCUAGUGGGGCAGCCUCCAAGGACGACGGCAGCCCCAGUGCCAAGCAGGCUUCAGGAGAGGCCUCCUCACUCCGGGACUACGCGGCUUCCACCAUGACUGAAUUCCUCGGCAUGUUCGGCUAUGAUGACCAGAACACGAGGGACGAGCUGGCCAGGAAGAUCAGCUUCGAGAAGCUCCAGGCGGGCUCCACCCCUGAGGUGGCCACCUCCUCCGUGCUGCCUGCUUCUGAGGACGCCCUCAGCAAGCGGGCGCGCUUCUCCAAAUACGAGGAGUACAUCCGCAAGCUCAAGGCCGGCGAGCAGCUCUCCUGGCCGGCCCACAGCACCAAGGCCGAGGAACGGGCGGGCAAGGAGGGGGCGGGGCCUCUGCCUGGCCUGCGGCUGCCCAGCAACACGGCCCACCUGGAGACCAAGGCUACCAUCCUGCCCCUGCCGUCACACAGCAGCGUCCCCAUGCAGGGCCUGGUGGCCCGAGCCUCCAAGUACGACUUCUUCAUCCAAAAACUGAAGACAGGUGACAACCUGCGGCCCCAGAACGGAAGCACUUACAAGAAGCCAUCCAAGUAUGACCUGGAGAACGUCAAGUACCUCCAUCUCUUCAAGCCCGGGGAGGGCAGCCCCGAUAUGGGCGGGGCCAUUGCCUUCAAGACGGGCAAGGUGGGGCGCCCCUCCAAGUACGACGUCCGGGCCAUCCAGAAGCCGGGCCCCGCCAAGGUCCCACCCACCCCCAGCCUGGCCCCUGCGCCCCUCCCCAGUGUGCCCAGUGCUCCCAGCGCCCCUGGGCCAGGGCCUGAGCCACCUGCCUCCCUGCCCUUCAACACUCCUGAGUACCUGAAGUCGACCUUCUCCAAAACAGACUCCAUCACCACGGGAACCGUCUCCACUGUCAAGAAUGGAUUGCCCACAGAUAAACCAGCUGUCACUGAAGAUGUAAACAUUUACCAGAAAUAUAUUGCCAGGUUCUCGGGCAGUCAGCACUGUGGCCACAUCCACUGCGCCUACCAGUACCGAGAGCACUACCAUUGCCUGGACCCCGAGUGCAACUACCAGAGGUUCACGAGCAAGCAGGACGUGAUCCGGCACUACAACAUGCACAAAAAGCGCGACAACUCCCUGCAGCACGGCUUCAUGCGCUUCAGCCCGCUGGACGACUGCAGCGUCUACUACCACGGCUGCCACCUCAACGGAAAGAGCACCCACUAUCACUGCAUGCAGGUGGGCUGUAACAAGGUGUACACCAGUACAUCGGACGUGAUGACCCACGAGAACUUCCACAAGAAGAACACUCAGCUCAUCAACGACGGCUUCCAGCGCUUCCGAGCAACUGAGGACUGCGGCACGGCCGACUGCCAGUUCUACGGGCAGAAGACCACCCAUUUCCACUGCAGGCGCCCUGGCUGCACGUUCACCUUCAAGAACAAGUGUGACAUCGAGAAGCACAAGAGCUACCACAUCAAGGAUGACGCGUACGCCAAGGACGGCUUCAAGAAGUUCUACAAGUACGAGGAGUGCAGGUACGAGGGCUGCGUGUACAGCAAGGCCACCAACCACUUCCACUGCAUCCGCGCCGGCUGCGGCUUCACCUUCACCUCCACCAGCCAGAUGACCUCGCACAAGCGCAAGCACGAACGCAGGCACGUCCGCUCCUCGGGCGCGCUGGGGCUGCCGUCCUCGCUGCUGGGCGCCAAGGACACGGAGCACGAGGAGUCGAGCAACGACGACCUGGUCGACUUCUCGGCCUUGAGCAGCAAGAACUCCAGCCUCAGCGCCUCCCCGACCAGCCAGCAGUCCUCCGCCUCCCUGGCCGCUGCCGCCACUGCCGCUGCUGAGGCCGUGCCUGGCGCCACCAAGCCUCCCAACAGCAAGAUCUCCGGGCUGCUGUCCCAGGGCCUGCCCGCGUCCAUCCCGCUGGCACUGGCCCUCUCCAACUCGGGCCUGCCCACCGCCGCCCCCUACUUCCCCAUCCUGCCUGGCCGGAGCAGUGCCUCCCUGCCUGUGGGCACCCCUGGCCUCCUGGGGGCCAUGUCAUCGGGGACAGCGGCCUCUGCAGCCGCUGACACACCUGCUCUGGCUGCCUCGGGAGCCGGCGACUCUGCCCCUGCGGCUGCCUCCUCUGUCCCGGUGCCCCCCGCCUCUAUCAUGGAAAGGAUCUCAGCGAGCAAGGGCCUCAUCUCACCCAUGAUGGCCAGGCUGGCCGCUGCUGCCCUCAAGCCCUCUGCCACUUUUGACCCAGGAAGCGGGCAGCAGGCCACCCCCGCCAGGUUCCCCCCGGCCUCGGUGAAGCAGGAGCCCGGUGAGAACGCUGGUGCCCCGGUUCCCCACGAGGUCUCCCAGGACCGCAGUUUAGACCUCACUGUGAAGGAGCCCAGUAAUGAAUCAAAUGGCCACGCAGUCCCGGCAAAUUCAUCUCUUUUAUCCUCGCUUAUGAAUAAGAUGUCUCAGGGCAACCCCAACCUCGGCAGCCUGUUGAACAUCAAGACAGAAGCAGAGGGCAGUGCCGCCAUGGAGUCCUCGCCCUUCCUGGGCAAGGCUGUGAAGGCGCUGGUUCAGGAGAAGCUGUCCGAGCCCUGGAAGGUGUACCUUCGAAGGUUUGGCACCAAGGACUUCUGUGACGCCCAGUGUGACUUCCUGCACAAGGCCCACUUCCACUGCGUGGUGGAGGAGUGCGGCGCGCUUUUCAGCACCCUGGACGGGGCCAUCAAGCACGCCAACUUCCACUUCCGGACGGAGGGAGGAGCAGUGAAGGGGAACACGGAGGCCUCCUUCCCCACCUCGGCUGCUGAGACCAAACCUGCCUUGGCCCCGUCAUCCCCUCCAGCGCCUCCUGUCACCACAGCCACAGUGUCCUCCCUGGAGGGUCCCACUCCCAGCCCGGCCACCGUGCCCUCCACCCCCACGCUGCUCGCCUGGAAGCAGCUGGCUUCCACCAUCCCCCAGAUGCCUCAGAUUCCAGCGUCAGUGCCUCACCUGCCCACUUCGCCCUUGGCAACGACUUCUCUAGAAAACGCCAAGCCCCAGGUCAAACCCGGAUUCCUCCAGUUCCAGGAGAACGACCCUUGCCUCACGACGGACUGCAAGUAUGCCAACAAGUUCCACUUCCACUGUCUCUUUGGGAACUGCAAGUACGUGUGUAAAACCUCCGGCAAGGCCGAGUCGCACUGCCUGGACCACAUCAACCCCAGCAACAACCUGGUGAACGUGCGAGACCAGUUCGCAUACUACUCCCUGCAGUGUCUCUGCCCCAACCAGCACUGCGAGUUCCGGAUGCGCGGACACUACCACUGCCUCCGGACCGGCUGCUACUUCGUGACCAACAUCACCACCAAGUUGCCAUGGCACAUAAAGAAGCAUGAGAAGGCCGAGCGGCGGGCGGCCAACGGGUUUAAGUACUUCACCAAGCGCGAAGAGUGUGGCAGGCUAGGCUGCAAGUACAACCAGGUGAACAGCCACUUCCACUGCAUCCGGGAGGGCUGCCAGUUCUCCUUCCUGCUCAAGCACCAGAUGACCUCCCACGCCCGGAAGCACAUGCGGAGGAUGCUGGGGAAGAACUUCGAUCGCGCGCCCCCCGCCCAGGGCCCCCCGAGCCUGAUGGAUGCGGAGACGGAUGACUACAUGGACUACACAGGCUGCAGCCCUGGCGCCGUGUCCUCCGAGUCGUCCACCAUGGACCGGAGCUGCUCCAGCACCCCGGUGGGCAACGAAAGCACCGCGGCCGGGAACACCAUCUCCAUGCCCACAGCCUCCGGGGCCAAGAAGCGCUUCUGGAUCAUUGAGGACAUGUCGCCCUUCGGCAAGAGGCGCAAGACGGCCUCCUCGCGGAAGAUGCUGGACGAGGGCAUGAUGCUGGAGGGCUUCCGGCGCUUCGACCUCUACGAGGACUGCAAGGACGCCGCAUGCCAAUUCUCGCUCAAGGUCACCCACUACCACUGCACGCGGGAGAACUGCGGCUACAAGUUCUGCGGGCGCACGCACAUGUACAAGCACGCGCAGCACCACGACCGCGUGGACAACCUUGUGCUGGACGACUUCAAGCGCUUCAAGGCCUCCCUCAGCUGCCACUUCGCCGACUGCCCCUUCUCCGGCAGCAGCACGCACUUCCACUGCCUGCGCUGCCGCUUCCGCUGUACCGACAGCACCAAGGUCACGGCGCACCGCAAGCACCACGGCAAGCAGGACGUGAUCAGCGCGGCGGGCUUCUGCCAGUUCAGCUCGAGCGCCGACUGCGCGGUGCCCGACUGCAAGUACAAGCUCAAGUGCUCGCACUUCCACUGCACCUACCCGGGCUGCCGCCACACGGUGGUGGGCAUGUCGCAGAUGGACUCGCACAAGCGCAAGCACGAGAAGCAGGAGCGCGGGGAGCCGCCCGCCGCGUCCCCGGGCCCCGCCGUCGGCCUGGACGGGGCGCUGUCGCUGGGCGCCGAGGCCGGGGGCGCCCUGCUCUUCCUGCCGCCCGCCGCCGCCGCCGCUGCCGCCGCCGCUGCCUCUGCCGGCGGGCCGGGGGCGCUGGGGCUGGGCGACGCGGGCGAUCCCGGCGACCCCGGCCCCCCCGACGGCCCCGGGCCCCGCGAUGGCCCCGCUGCACCCGCCCCUGGCCACGCGGCCGAGGAGUCGUCGCAGGAGGACGAGGAGGAGGAGCUGGAGCUGCCCGAGGAGGAGGCGGACGACGACGAGGACGACGACGACGACGACGAGGACGACGACGACGACGACGAGGAGGACGACGACGACGAGGACCUGCGCACCGACUCAGAGGAGUCGCUGGCCGAGGCGGCGGCGGCGGCGGGGCCCGGGGCGCGGAGCCCGGAGCUGGCGGCCCCCGCGCCCGCCGCAGCCUCGCCCUAGCCGGCCGUCGGGGGUGGGGGGGCCCGGGGCCGGGGCCGCCUCGCCCGCGCCCUCUGCCCUGGUGGCCACUGCGAUUCCCUUCGUAAGAGAUGCUGUUUCUGGGCAGCGCUGCCCUCGGUCCAGAGCGAGACGGUCGCCCCCGCUGCCGGGCUCGGGGCGGCCCCGCCGGUGCUUCCGGACCCCGAGUCCGUCUCAGGACAGAGGCGGGGGCCUCCCUCUGGUGCUCCGGGGCCGCCCCCGCCCCGCCCGCGGCGCGCGGCCCGCGGCUGGAAGGACAGGCUGCGAGCGACCCUCCUCUGGCUGCACUUCGGGGAUCUUCUUCUUCAGGGAAACAGAAGGUGCUCUUGUCCGGGGUGGGACCGAGGAGCAGGGGCCCCCACCCCCCAGGGCCAGGCGGGCGCCGACACCGGGCAGCCGCCCCCGCGCGCCCCUCCCCGCGGCCGGACCCCGGGCUCCACGACCAGGCCGGUGGGAUUCCUCAUUGCUCAGGACUGGGAAGGGCGCUGGGGGUCCCCGCGACCCCCACCCCUCACCCCCAGAGGCGGGCCCCAGCAGCAUCUGGCAGGGCCUUCCAUUCAUGCAGCUAAGACGCUCCCUCCGGGCCCUGGGGCGUGGGGGGGGGGGGGGGCGCGGGGCAGAGGCGACACUGCAGGGACCGCGGAGGGAACCUCACGGAAGAAUUAGGCGAGCUGGGAGGCCCUGGCAUCUGCUCCCGAGGGCUGGGGCCCUCGGCCUGCCCUUCGGUGACUCCCAGGCCCCAGCCUCGCCCCCUGGGGGGAGGCCGAAGCUGGGUGCGCUUCCAAACCAACGAGCAGCUGCUGCUGGGGUGCUGGGCCCCGCAGGGGUCUGAGCCACCCACGUGGUGGGAACAGGAAGGAUACCACUGUUUGGGGCUUUAAUAUUCAAAAUGGGGGGAAAAAUGCGAGAAAGUUGUACAGUAUUUUUCCUGUAAAGGUUAUUAUUCUACAUAGAACAAAAAAAAGAAAAAAAAAAGAAAAAAAAAAAGGCAGGCGGGCCCGGAGAGCACAGGCCCGCCUCGGACCAGCCCUGAGGUUGGAGACCGAGUGCAAUCGCUCACGUGGGAUUUCGUUUCGCAUUGAUUUUCGAGGCCUUACCAGUCUGAGGCUGUCUGUCCUUACACUAGCACUGACGGGAGCUGCGUGAUUCCAACUUUUAACUUGAAUUUUGUAGAAACAAGGAAAAAGGACUAUUACUGUUGAUACAAGUUUGUAGUUAACUUAACAAUUGAGUUUUUCUCUAUUGGUUAUGCGUGUGGCUUUAUAGGGCUUUUUUUUUUUUUCCCAGUUUGUUUUUAUUUCUUGUUUGUUUGGAUGCUUCUUUACUGGCGCAGCCCACCCAGAUUUGCUUCCCUUUGCAAAACAUUCCCCCUUCCCAGAGUGGAUGAGGUCACUGAGCCCAGCUUGGCAGGGCGGGGGGGAGGGCACCGGGCGGCCCGUGGCUGGGACAGGCACGAGGGCAGAGGGCCCGAGCUGCCCGUGUCUCCAGUCCUGGCUACCAGCGUGGCUCAGGUGGGACCCUGAGACUCGGCCACAGGGAGAGAGCCGUGCCCAGCCUGGAGGAGGCCUGUCGCCUAGAGCCUCCCGGCAGAUCUCCAAGGGGAGCCCCAGAUGGCAGGGGGAGCUGGUGUUUUGUUUUUGUUCUUUUUUUUUUUGGUCUGUAUGUGUGUGCAUGUGUGUACGUAUGUGUGCGUGUGUAUGUGUGUGUGCGUGUCCUCUUGGCUGCCCACAGCCAGAGAGCCAGGAUCAUCUGCACUGGAGAGGGAGGGAGGAGCGGCCACACGGAGCGUACCUGAUUCAACGGGCAGCGAGUCGUUGUCUAAAACAGCCCCUACCGGAGCCUCCUGAAUUCUGCGGGCGCCGCGCGCUGCUGCCAGGCACCUGCCCAGACUCUGUGCCCCAGCGUCGAACCGCUGGGUGUGUGGAGGGAGUUUUAUAAAGGAAAACAAACAAAAAAAGAAAAAACGACAACAACAAAAAAAACAAAACACAAAAACAUUUUUCAAUGUAGCAGAAUUAAAAAGAAAAAAAAAUCGAAGAUGCCGACAGUGCGAAGUCUAGCCUUUUGUAACCUCCAUGUUGCACACUAGGACUAUAAGCCAUUGCUAGCUCAUUUUGAAUUUUAAUGUGUAAUUCUUGUUUUCUUUUCUUUCUGUGGGGAAAACAAUGCUUGAUCCACCAAUGCUCUUUUUAAUGUUUUAUAACUAUGUAUGUGUAUAUAUAUAAAUACAAAAUAAUAUGUAUGCACAUAUGUGUGUAUAUAUCUAUAUGUAUAUACAUAUAUAGAUAUAUAGAGAUAUAUAGAGAGGUUUUGAGACGAAAAAAUGCAGAACGUGAAAACCGAACUCAACAGCGUGUGCUCUGAUUACUUGAAUCUGGUCUCCUCGGCACCUGGUUAACUGAAUAUUUUUCCACUUGAAUUUAGUGCUAUUAGAAAUUUAAUAUAUGUGUUUUAUUUAUUUGAUUUUUUUUUUUUUUUUGCAUGACUGAUGCAAGGUUUGACAUUUUCACUCAAUAAAAACUGGAAAAAAAUCUA
Molecule: messenger RNA, 8194 nt
Organism: Mustela lutreola (European mink)
Lineage: Eukaryota; Metazoa; Chordata; Mammalia; Carnivora; Mustelidae
Gene: CASZ1
Product: castor zinc finger 1
Exons: 21
Coding region: 362-5641 (1759 amino acids)
Biological process (GO): regulation of neuron differentiation; positive regulation of transcription by RNA polymerase II
Cellular component (GO): nucleus
Molecular function (GO): DNA-binding transcription factor activity, RNA polymerase II-specific; RNA polymerase II transcription regulatory region sequence-specific DNA binding
Source: RefSeq, a predicted model, not a curated record